AUGUUUCUUGUACUUAAUGAACUCAAGAAUGUAGGUGAAGACAGACUCGCAAACUUCAACUCUUUGAAAUCAAUUAUUACGGAUAAUGAGAUUAGAAUUAAUGAAAAGAAUCAACCCAGAAGAACUGCUCAGAAUGUUGCCAAUUUCAUUUUGGUAACUAAUAACGUCUACCCUGUCAAAAUUGAAGUUGGAGACAGAAGAUACGUAGUUUUAAGAGUUAAUGGUAAAUUCAAGGGUCAAUUUGAUUAUUUCAAGAAUUUAAUGGAUUCAUGCACAAAGGAAUUUUAUGAUAAUUUACUGACGUAUUUUAUGCAAUAUGACCUUUCAUCAUUUAAUGUACGAAUCAUUCCGAUGACUGAAGCCAAACAAGAUUUAAUAGAAUUAUCAACAAAUCCUUUAGAUGUAUGGAUAAAUACACAUUAUGAUGAAUUGUGUGCAGGUAUGACGUGUAAAAAUGCUCUAUUCUGCAAACCAUCAGACAUGAAAGACAAAAACUUUCAAAUGAGCAUUAAGGAUAAAUGUGAUAGGAAACAGAGAAGAAUAGAUGGUAAACAAACAUGGUGUUAUGUUUUGAAAGAAGAAAUGAAAGGAUUAUAUAAACAGGUUGAACCAAACGAUAAUGAGGAUUCAUUUACUGACGAUGAAAUACCUGUAAAUGAAGCUUUAUAA
Molecule: messenger RNA, 669 nt
Organism: Trichomonas vaginalis G3
Lineage: Eukaryota; Parabasalia; Trichomonadida; Trichomonadidae
Exons: 1
Coding region: 1-669 (222 amino acids)
Source: RefSeq, a predicted model, not a curated record